Messenger RNA from Aplysia californica (California sea hare), 3496 nucleotides. Its product is annotated as homeobox protein Hox-A5. Gene Ontology annotation, cellular component: nucleus. Gene Ontology annotation, biological process: regulation of transcription by RNA polymerase II; anterior/posterior pattern specification. The annotation marks the transcript as partial. Lineage: Eukaryota; Metazoa; Mollusca; Gastropoda; Aplysiida; Aplysiidae. The record is from RefSeq and is a predicted model, not a curated record. Gene Ontology annotation, molecular function: DNA-binding transcription factor activity, RNA polymerase II-specific; RNA polymerase II cis-regulatory region sequence-specific DNA binding. The transcript has a single exon.
ACGGCGGCGACUCGGAGACGAAAAGGUCAAGGACGUCGUACACACGUCACCAGACCCUGGAGCUGGAGAAGGAGUUCCACUACAACAAGUACCUCACUAGAAGGAGGCGCAUCGAGAUCGCGCAUGCGCUCAACCUGACGGAGCGACAGAUCAAGAUCUGGUUCCAGAACCGGCGAAUGAAGUGGAAGAAGGACCACAAACUGUCGCACAUCGCCAAAAACAUGAACCUAGCCAAUGCCCUGGAGAAGGCGGCCGAGGAGCAACAGGCGAAGCUGAGUCAGAUGGUCAUGUGACCGAACCUAGAGACGUAGACAGAGGUCAUGCCCACCAUUUGAUGACGUCAUUUCGAUGUGUAGGAAGAUGACUUUGCUCGUUUUCCCCACGUUGGUACUGUGAGCCAGUGAAUUGGAACACUACUUUUCAUCCUGGGACAUUUUUUUUCUGAUUACGCACUCUCGCUGACGAUGACAAUAGUCGACAGAACGCGAAGCAUUUGUUACAGUAUAUUAUGUGAGAUGUAACCAAGGAAGUUUAUUCUGUAGAUGGUCGUAGGAAAAACGUAUCUUUGAUGAAGUCAUUUCGCAAAACAUGACACCCAAAGUUAUGACAUUUCCACAAGUCUUUUCUGCUCUGCUUUAAAAUACUGACCUCCUAAAUAGUCUUGUUUCUGUGGAACAACAGACGAAAGUGGUUUGAGAAGGGACCUCUCCUACUGGUAAUCUCUCCCUUAUAUCAAAUGACGUUAUGGAGAGCAGGAGCCUGGUAUAUCAGAGGUGUGAGUACAUUAUUUUGUCAUCCGAAACUCUCAUCUUAUUAGGCAGAGUAAGCUCUCGGAGAAACGACGUGGAAUGUUAGUAGUAUUGUUUUAAAAGCUCUUGUAAGAGUUUGACGAUUCUUACAAUACAUUUACAUGAUAUAGGUGCCGUAGAUUAGAGAUGUUACUAGAGAGUAUCAUACAAAGAAAAGAUGGAGGAGAGAUAAGGACGAUAGAUGUUUGAUGAGAAAGAAGGAGAAAGCCCCCACCAAAGCACAUGUCAACAAUCCACAUGGAUUGUUAAGUCUGUAAUUACGCAAAGGAAAUUGAAGUUUGUUGGUCCUUCGAAGACGCUGCCUUUGUAAAGGUAAACACUUGGCUUGGGUAGUAGAGACGCAUCCACUUUGCUCUGAGCACCUAGGUAGAGGGACAUACACUACUUUGCUCUACAACUUACAACUGUCAUCCGCUAUGGACAUUUUAGACACUGGAGCAACAGCCAAAACUCCUUCAUAUUAAGGUGAUAGAAAGGAGCUUAGCAGCCACCCCAAGACGUGUUUGAAGAUGAAAUGUUGGACUAUAUUAUGGAGAUUGCUUUGGAAGUGCUGGUUGAUUCAGUGUUCUGAACCUAUCACAGCUAUGAGACAGAGAUAAUUCAUUUCUCUGCCCAGGAGAGGUCUGUUUGACGUGUGUGAUCAAAAAUUACAAUUCGGAUACUUUGGGGAGUUUCUUCGGUCAUAUGAAAACAUUAUCACUUACGAAUGUGUGUAAGAGAAACAGGUCGUUGUCUUUUUUGUAGGGAUAGAUCUAUUGGUGUGUUUGUGGUGAAAUUUGGAAAUUCUUCUCUUUGCCCGUGAACGACGUGAGUUUGGUUCCUGGGUGGAACAUAAUGUGUUUUAUAAUUCUACAGAUCUCCGUCUUUCUGCAGGGAGGUGCAUUGUAGUUUCCCUCACGGUCCAGAUUAGCCAUGACAGUGUCACAGUGGAUGUGGCGGAUCAUGUAACUCUAAACCAGCUCUGGUCAAAGUUUUUUGUUCAGAAAGUAACCACUUUUGUCCCAUUCAACCCUAUCCGUACGCCGUGUUUUACUAUCGUAUGCAUAUGACGUAGGGAACUCUGUACCACCACUUUCUAAAGAGGAAAUUUACCCGUUAAUCCGGUCAGUAUGCUUUGUAUUGCAGUCUGCAAACAUUUUUAUUUGAGAAAUACUCAGUUUCAAAGAGAUCUUCGCACUAGAAGUAUUCUAAAAUGUGAAGAACGCAACUCCGGGGGUACAAAAUGACCCAAGGGCGUACGGAUAGGGUUAAGAGACUGACAUUUCACAUCACAGACCUGAAAUCAUUUCCAAGUGGGACAUCGAAUAACGCCUGUCUCUGCACGGGUGAUCCCCACUGGCCACAAGGACUGCCAAACAGUCAUCCCACUAGAGGGUACAAUUGCCCAGGCGAGAAAACUUCGGUCUAGCUUGGCUCGAUGGGGAUGUAAAAUAUCUGCACUCAAGAAGGUUUCCUCGAGACAGGACACAUCAAAUUUUGAUUAGACAACAGCAGAAAAGUGUGGUGACCAUUUGAGAAACUGAGGGAACAGCUAGCGUUGUGGCAAGUCAACAUUUUUUACUCAUGUCGUCUGUUUUUGGCUUUGUCCAACCAAUGAGUGAUGGUGUAAAAAAAAAAAAGUUGACCCCACCCUUGAGGAAAUUUUCAAACUCUUUUGGUAGUGGUUGUUCGUUUUCUCACCACAGAAGCCGGUCCGCAAUGAGACAUUCCAUGGGGCGGUGACCGCGAAAGCACGAAGCACGUUAUGUUUGUGGAAUAAUAAUAUGCCUGAUGAAGGAGAAUGAUGCAGAAAUAAUAGGAAGUGCCGACAGUGCAGGAAAAUAUCUUCCUUUAAGAUUUUCACUUUUUGUUUGACAGAAGUCAUCAUCAUCCAGUGUCAAAUCUGCGACAGACAUCGGCGAUCAUGGUUCUCCAUUCAUUCCUUUGCUCGGAUUCUCUUUAAAAAGCUACGUUUCCCUGAUCUUUUCCCCUUACCCAGAAGUACACAACAGUAAACGAUAAAGACUCUGGCUCACUGCUAGUCUGUGUUCGCAGUGACACGUUACUCACAGCUUUCUGAACUACUGACGUCAUACACUUCCCCUUACAACUUGGUGGACUACUGACGUCAUACACUUCCCCUUACAACUUGGUGGACUACUGACGUCAUACAUUUCCCCUUACAACUUGGUGGACUACUGACGUCAUACACUUCCCCUUACAACUUGGUGGACUAAACUGACGUCACACUCUUUCACGUACUACUUGGUUGACUAAACUGACGUCAUCUCAUCACGACAACAGCCACAGACUCCAGGCAACGACAGAAGUCACGAGAGACGGCAUGUGGACCAACAGUCUACAUGUCGCUCUUUCGCGUAAGGUAAAAAAAAAACCCAAAACAAAACAUAUUAUGAAUCUCCGCUUUGUUUUGUCUGAGCAUGUAUACAGGAGUAUUUCUUUGUGUCAGCGCUGCACCAGUUCACAUUUUCGGAGGGAUUGUUUUGUAUAAUAAUAUAUUUGUUCCAUUUCACACAACCACAUUUCUUCACUUAAAGAUGCCAAUCCUAUUUUCGAAGGAAAGGUUGAAAAGUCUUUAUUAAAAGGAUUUAUUUCAUUUGUAGUCAGAUUCUUACAGCACCAGUCACUGGCACCUUGUUUAUCUGUAAUUAACCCAGAAAGCAAACAUUUUAAGACAGCGGAAAAAA